Messenger RNA from Pangasianodon hypophthalmus (striped catfish), 2007 nucleotides. RefSeq names its product cyclin-dependent kinase 5, regulatory subunit 2a (p39) (gene cdk5r2a). The coding region runs from base 365 to 1297 and encodes 310 amino acids. The record is from RefSeq and is a predicted model, not a curated record. NCBI's taxonomy places the organism in Eukaryota, Metazoa, Chordata, Actinopteri, Siluriformes, Pangasiidae. Gene Ontology annotation, cellular component: protein kinase 5 complex; cytoplasm. The transcript has a single exon. Gene Ontology annotation, molecular function: cyclin-dependent protein serine/threonine kinase activator activity; protein kinase binding. Gene Ontology annotation, biological process: activation of protein kinase activity; positive regulation of cyclin-dependent protein serine/threonine kinase activity; brain development.
ACGAGUGGGGAGGCUUAUCCCGGCUUACGGGUCUUUGCUGUGUGUGUUUUUGCCCGGCUACACAUCUCAGGUCCUGCCCAUUCCUCGCGCUCGGUAAAGGCUGCGCGCGCAGCGGGAUGCAGAAGGAGUGGCGGAGCGCGCGCACGAAUGUUGCAGACUCACAUAUUUUCUAGGCACCGUAAUCUCUCCGAUUCAACAGCUGCCGUUUUUCUUCUCCUCACCGUCUGUGCAAUGGUCCGGUGAGUCGUAAAUGGACGAGAAUCUCUGACUCUGAAGUCGCAGCUCCCCGGCGCAGUCUACGGGACCCAAGGCGAGAGACAUAGCAUUCCAACAGGCCGGUGGGUGUUGGUCGUCAACCGCAACGAUGGGCACGGUGCUCUCCAUUUCUCCCACCUCCAGGAAAGGAGGGAUUCUGGAUGAAAAAACGGAGGCUGGACACGGUGCGAGUGGCAAGACUGAGAAAAGCCUAAAGCGUCAUUCUGUUCUCAUAUCAGCCCUGACGUGGAAGAGGUUAGUGGCCGCGUCGGCCAAGAAGAAGAGUGCCAAAAAGGUGAACCCCAAUCCUCCAGUUUCUCAAAUCAGUAACCCUGUGGACCAGCUGAACACUGAAAAUCUCAAGAAAUCACAAUCAGGCUCCGAGCGCAAAAAGCCUGGCCCGCUAGCAGUGCCGGUUCCGACUGUCCCAGAUAAAAGCCUUCGCGCCAAUCAAACCCAGAAUGGCUCACAGACCGGAAAGCAGCUCCUGCCGGUCCAGAGACAAGCCAGCACCCGCUCGAUCAUCUCCCCACGACGCGUGAUCGUCCAGGCGUCCACUGGCGAACUGCUGCGCUGCUUGAGCGAGUUCAUGUGCCGCAGGUGCUACAAGCUCAAAGAGCUGAGCCCCAACGAGAUCAUCCUGUGGUUCCGAAAUGUAGACCGCUCGCUGCUUAUCCAAGGCUGGCAGGACCAAGGUUUCAUCACGCCUGCCAACCUCGUGUUCGUCUACCUGCUGUGUCGGGAAGCCGUGACCGAGGACAUCAGCAGCGAGUACGAGCUGCAGGCCACGUUCCUCACCUGCUUGUACCUGGCCUACUCCUACAUGGGCAACGAGAUCUCCUACCCGCUCAAGCCUUUUCUGGUCGAGACCAACAAGGAGGUGUUCUGGGAGCGCUCGCUGCGCAUCAUUGACAAAAUGAGUGCCAAAAUGCUGCAGAUCAACGCCGACCCGCACUUCUUCACCGAGGUUUUCCAGGACCUCAAGAACGAAGGAGGCCCGAAGGACACUAAUGCCAAAUGGACAAACACCUUGGAUCGCUAGCUUUAUUUUAACGCGCGAGAGAAGCUCUCUGUUAAGCUCCCCACACACCCCGUCCAUGAAGGGUGGAUUGAAUGUAAGGCCCUGAACGGGAGAACGCGUGAAGUGUGGUUCACGCUAUGUACUGCCGGUGAAUUAAAAAAAAGGCCUCACCUCCAAGACAGGGGUUUCAUGUUAUUAUAUGUGUAUAAUAACCACCACUUUGACCCCGUGAAUGUCACCAGGGGGUUCUGGGGGUCUACUUCUAGUUUACUUAUAAUGCAUGCUUAAAGUAUUCUAACUGUAUCUUCGUUGUGGCUUUUAAAGAAAAGAAAGAAAAAAAAAAGAAAAUGCUACCUGGUGCCGGGCUACAGUAAGAGGUGUAUACAAUGUCAGCUUGUGCGUCAGUGUUCAGAUCUUUUAUUUCUCUAUCCAUUUGAAACUAUUUUUGGCGCUAGAGACUAGACGCGAUGUUAUCACCGACGCUGAGCUGUCCGUGGUGCUGGCCUCCGACACACACACACACACACACACACACACACACACACACACACACACACACACACACACUCACACUGCUCACGUGUUCCCUGAUGCUAUCUAUCUAUUUAAACGUUGAAUGUACCUAUUUUGCAACAAAAAAACAAUUCUCUACCGUCCAAUGUGCCAAUUGUUAUAGUAUAAAACGUAUGUUUUAUAUUGUAUAUUUGAAAAUAUAUGAAUAACAAAUAUGA